Messenger RNA from Erinaceus europaeus (western European hedgehog), 7817 nucleotides. It is a transcript of the gene MYLK, whose product is annotated as myosin light chain kinase. Gene Ontology annotation, biological process: protein phosphorylation. Bases 319 to 6024 code for a protein of 1901 amino acids. The record is from RefSeq and is a predicted model, not a curated record. Gene Ontology annotation, molecular function: protein binding; ATP binding; protein kinase activity. The transcript has 32 exons. Lineage: Eukaryota; Metazoa; Chordata; Mammalia; Eulipotyphla; Erinaceidae.
GUCUCUGGUCCUCUCGCGCCUUCGCCCUUGUGCUUCCAUCUGCCGCCUCUGGCGCCGGGGCUGCUCUGCCCGCACCGACCCGCCUUCCCGAACGCGCUUGCCGGCUCGCGGCGCUGCCCGCUGGGCAGCCAGCUGCGGGGUGAGCGCGGCUGCCGCGCUGCGCGCCAACUGCCAAGGCGUCGUUCUGCCGAGCCUUGUGCUCCGCUCCCGGGCCCCUGUAGCCGCGCGGCUAUGGGAGAUGUGAAGCUGGUUGCCUCGACACACAUUUCAAAAACCUCCCUCUGAGUGGAUAAAUCCAGAGUCAACUCCCUUCCCCUGAUGGAGCCUCCAGCUUUCAUUUUACCCCCUCGGAACCUCUGUAUCAAAGAAGGAGCCACUGCCAAGUUUGAAGGAAGGGUCCGAGGUUACCCAGAACCCCAGGUGACGUGGUACAGAAGCGGACAGCCCAUCACCAGUGGUGGCCGAUUCCUGUUGGACUGCAUCCGGGGGACUUUCAGCUUCAUGAUUCAUGAUGUCAGUGAGGAGGACAAGGGAAAGUAUACCUGUGAAGCCACCAAUGGGAGUGGUUCCCGCCAGGUGACAGUGGAGUUAACAGUGGAAGGAGACUUUCUGAAGAAGAAGUUUGGCCAACCAGUUGUUUCCAAAACCUGUGGGAAAAGAUUUGCCAUCCCUGCAGUAGAGACCCGUCCCAGCAUUUGGGGAGAGUGCCCGCCAAAAUUUGCUACCAAACUUGGCCGAGCAGUGGUCAAAGAAGGACAGAUGGGACGAUUCUCCUGCAAGAUCACUGGCCGGCCCCAACCACAGGUUACAUGGCUCAAGGGAGAUGUUCCCCUGAAGCCAAGUGCCCGUGUAGCUAUGUCUGAGAAGAAUGGGAUGCAGGUUCUGGAAAUCCACGAAGUCAACCAAGGUGAUAUAGGCGUGUACACAUGUUUGGUGGUGAACGGGUCAGGGAAGGCCUCCAUGUCAGCAGAGCUUUCCAUCCAAGGUUUGGACAACAGCAAUGGGUCACUUGUGAGAGGAACAAACACCACUAAUUCAGGUAUCCAGAAGGAAGUGACGAAUGGAAUCACCCAGGGGCCAAAACUGGACCAGCUAGAGACUGCAACCAAAAAUAAGAAAUGUAUCAGUGUCCAGAGAACCUGGACCACAGAGAGUCCGACUCAGUUCCCAAAGGAAUCAAAGCUGGAGUUACAUGGGGAUUCACCCCAAAAGGCCCUGGGAACCCCAGUCCUACAGAGGACUUCCAGCACCAUCACCCUGCAAGCUGCAAAAAUCCAGUUGGAACCAACAGCACAGGCCUUGGGUGCCCUCACCUCUUCCAGAGAAGAAAAGGAGGAGCCAACCAGCUCCCCUCCCACCUCCUUUCCCAUGAGCCAGGCAGGCCUGGCAAGUCAAGAAGUCGUGAACAAACUUUCUUCCAGAAAAUUCUUUGUGGAGAGCCAGAGGGAGCCAACAUUUCCCAAAUUCAAGAGCAAGCCCCAAAGCCAGGAAGUCAGUGAAGGUCAGACAGUCAAGUUUAUAUGUGAAGUUUCAGGGAUCCCAAAGCCCCAAGUGACCUGGUUCCUGGAUGGCAUCCCAGUGAGGAGACGAAAAGAUAUAGUUGAAGUUUAUGAAGAUGUAGACUUCCAUUACCUCUGCCUGCUGAGAACCCAGACAAAAGAUAGUGGAAACUACAGCUGCACAGCUUCCAAUGCCUGGGGCCAAGUGUCCUGCUGCUGGACCCUCAUGGUGAAAAGACUGGUCACAAGGGAAGUGGCCCCCUCAUUCUCCAGUGUCCUGAAGGAUUGCACUGUGGUCGAGGGCCAGGAUUUUGUGCUGCAGUGCUCAGUGCAGGGCUACCCCAUGCCCCAGAUCACUUGGCUGCUCAAUGGGCAGCCCAUCCAGUAUGCUCGCUCCACCUGCGAGGCCGGUGUGGCAGAGCUCCAUGUCCAGGAUGCUCUGCCAGAGGAUGAUGGCACCUACAGCUGUCUAGCCAAGAAUCCCCUUGGGCAGGUGUCCUGCAGCGCCCUAGUCACCGUGCAUGAGAAGAAGAGUGACAGGAAGAAUGAGCACCUUCUGCCAGCUGAUCUCAGCAAGGCCAUUGCUCCCCGCUUCCUGCAGGGCCUCUCAGACCAAAGAGUCAUGGAUGGAAGCCAGGUUACCAUGACCGUCCAGGUGUCAGGGGACCCACCCCCAGAGGUCAUUUGGUUCCAUGAUGGGACCGAGAUCCAGGAGUCAGAAGACUUCCACUUUGAACAAAGUGGCUCUCAGCACAGUCUGUAUAUCCAGGAGGUGUUCCCAGAGGACACGGGCACCUACACCUGUGAGGCCUGGAACAGCGCUGGAGAGGUGCGAACCCAGGCUGUGCUCACUGUCCAAGAGCCACAGGAUGGCACUCAGCCAUGGUUCAUCAGCAAGCCACGCUCAGUGACAGCCUCCCUGGGCCAGAAUGUCCUCAUCUCCUGUGCCAUCGCUGGUGAUCCCUUCCCCACUGUGCACUGGCUUCGAGACGGCAAAGCCAUUUACAAAGACACUGGCCACUUUGAGGUGCUCCAGAAUGAGGACGUGUUCACCCUGGUCCUAAAGAAUGUGCAGCCUCAGCAUGCUGGCCAGUAUGAGAUCCUGCUCAAGAACCAGGUUGGUGAAUGCAGUUGCCAGGUGUCCCUGAUGCUCCAGAGCAGCCCUGUUAGAGCCCUCCCAUGGCAGAGAGAGCCUGCCAGCUGUGCAGGCCUCUGUGGCCGAGGAACUGAUGGUGGUGAUGGUGGUGGCAGUGGUGACUACUAUGGGACCCUGAGGCCUGGCUGGCCAGUGCAUGGGCAGGACUGGACAGAGGAGGAGGAGGACAGUGAGGACGUGCGGGGGGUGCUGAAGAGGCGCGUGGAGACGCGGCAACACACCGAAGAGGCCAUCCGACAGCAGGAGGUGGAGCAGCUGGAUUUCCGUGACCUCCUGGGAAAGAAGGUGAACACCAAGACCGUGUCAGAAGAAGACCUGAAGGAGAUUCCAGCUGAGCAGAUGGAUUUCCGUGCCAACCUGCAGCGGCAAGUGAAGCCGAAGUCUGUGUCCGAGGAAGAAAGGAAGGUGUAUGGCCCCCAGCAGGUUGACUUCCGUUCUGUCCUAGCCAAGAAGGGGCCAUCCAAGACCCCUGUGCCAGAGAAGGUACCCCCUCCAAAAACAGCCACCCCAGAUUUUCGCUCUGUGCUGGGCAGCAAGAAAAAAUCACCAGCAGAGAAUGGUAACAACAAUGCUGAGGCCAUGAAUGCCAAGGAAGCAGAAAGUCCCAAGCCUGUGGGCAAUGCCAAACCUGCCGCAACAAUGAAACCCAUUACAAAUGCCAAGCCUACCGACUCCCUGAAACCUAUAGGCAACUUCAAGCCAGCUGAGACCCCGAAACCCAUAGGAAAUGCCAAACCAGCUGAGACCCUGAAACCUGUGGGCAACACCAAGCCUGCCGAGACCUUAAAGCCAGGUAGGAAAGAAGAACUCAAGAAGGAGGUUAAGAAUGAUGUGAACUCUAAGUCAGGACAUGCAGAGGCCACAGGUAAUGAAAAACGACCAAAGAGCCAAGGUGCAGCCCCAGCCUUCAAAGAGAAGCUGCAAGACAUCCAUGUGGCAGAGGGAGAGAAGCUGCUUCUCCAGUGCCAGGUGUCCUCUGACCCUCCAGCCACCAUCACCUGGACGCUGAAUGGGAAAACACUCAAAACUACCAAGUUCAUCAUCCUCACCCAAGAAGGAUCUCUCUGCUCCGUCUCCAUUGAGAAGGCACUGCCCGAGGACAGAGGCUUAUACAAGUGUGUGGCCAAGAAUGCUUCCGGCCAAGCUGAAUGUUCCUGCCAAGUCACUGUGGAUGAUGCCCCCACCAGUGAGAAUGCCAAGGCCCCAGAGAUGAAAACUAGGAGGCCCAAGAGUUCUCUUCCUCCUGUGCUAGGAACAGAGAGUGAUGCAACUGUGAAAAAGAAACCUGCUCCCAAGACACCUCUGAAGGCAGCCAUGCCACCUCAGAUCAUCCAAUUUCCUGAAGACCAGAAGGUGCGAGCAGGAGAGUCAGUGGAGCUGUUUGGUAAAGUGACAGGCACCCAGCCCAUCACCUGUACCUGGAUGAAGUUCCGGAAGCAGAUCCAGGAGAGCGAGCACAUCAAGGUGGAGAACAGCGAGAACGGCAGCAAGCUCACCAUCCUGGGUGCACGCCAGGAGCACUGUGGCUGCUACACACUGCUGGUGGAGAACAAAUUGGGCAGUAGACAGGCCCAGGUCAACCUCACUGUUGUGGACAAGCCAGACCCUCCAGCUGGCACACCUUGCGCCUCUGACAUCCGAAGUUCCUCACUGACCCUGUCCUGGUAUGGCUCCUCAUACGAUGGCGGCAGUGCUGUCCAGUCCUACAGUGUUGAGAUCUGGGACUCGGUGGGCAAGACUUGGAAGGAACUAGCCACAUGCCGCAGCACCUCUUUCAACAUUCAGAACCUGUUGCCUGAUCUUGAGUAUAAGUUCCGUGUGCGUGCCAUCAAUGUCUACGGAACCAGUGAGCCAAGUCAGGAGUCAGAUCUCACAGUGGUGGGAGAAAAGCUUGAAGAGCCCAAGGAUGAAGCGGAGGUGUCAGAUGAUGAUGAGAAGGAGCCCGAGGUCAAUUACCGGACAGUGAUGAUCAAUACUGAACAGAAGGUGUCUGACAUCUAUGACAUUGAAGAGAGACUGGGAUCUGGAAAAUUUGGACAGGUUUUUCGACUUGUAGAAAAGAAAACUGGAAACAUAUGGGCAGGGAAAUUCUUCAAGGCAUACUCAGCAAAGGAGAAAGAGAAUAUCAGGCAGGAGAUCAGCAUCAUGAAUUGCCUUCACCACCCCAAGCUGGUCCAGUGUGUGGACGCCUUUGAGGAAAAGGCCAAUAUCGUCAUGGUCCUAGAGAUUGUGUCAGGGGGUGAGCUGUUUGAGCGCAUCAUCGAUGAGGACUUUGAGCUGACAGAGCGUGAGUGCAUCAAGUACAUGAAGCAGAUCUCGGAGGGCGUGGAGUACAUCCACAAGCAGGGCAUCGUCCACCUGGACCUCAAGCCCGAGAACAUCAUGUGUGUCAACAAGACUGGCACCAGGAUCAAGCUCAUUGACUUUGGUCUGGCCAGAAGGCUGGAGAAUGCCGGGUCUCUGAAGGUCCUCUUUGGCACCCCAGAGUUCGUGGCCCCUGAAGUGAUCAACUACGAGCCCAUCGGCUACGCCACAGACAUGUGGAGCAUUGGGGUCAUCUGCUAUAUUCUGGUCAGUGGACUUUCCCCUUUCAUGGGUGACAACGAUAAUGAGACCUUAGCCAAUGUUACUUCAGCCACCUGGGACUUCGAUGAUGAGGCGUUUGACGAGAUCUCUGACGAUGCCAAAGAUUUCAUCAGCAGCCUGCUGAAGAAAGAUAUGAAAAAUCGCUUGGAUUGCACCCAGUGCCUCCAGCAUCCAUGGCUGACAAAAGACACCAAGAACAUGGAGGCCAAGAAACUCUCUAAGGACCGGAUGAAGAAAUACAUGGCAAGGAGGAAAUGGCAGAAAACGGGCAAUGCUGUGAGAGCCAUUGGAAGACUAUCCUCUAUGGCCAUGAUCUCAGGGCUCAGCGGCAGGAAGUCCUCUACGGGGUCACCAACCAGUCCACUCAAUGCAGAAAAGCUCGAGUCGGAAGAAGAUGUCUCCCAGGCUUUCCUUGAGGCUGUUGCAGAGGAAAAGCCCCAUGUAAAACCCUAUUUCUCCAAGACCAUUCGUGAUUUAGAAGUUGUGGAGGGAAGUGCUGCUAGAUUUGACUGCAAAAUUGAAGGUUACCCAGACCCUGAGGUCGUGUGGUUCAAAGAUGACCAAUCCAUCAGGGAGUCUCGCCACUUCCAGAUAGACUAUGAUGAGGACGGGAACUGCUCCUUAAUCAUUAGUGACGUGUGUGGGGAUGACGAUGCCAAGUACACUUGUAAGGCUGUCAACAGUCUCGGAGAAGCCACCUGCACGGCAGAACUCAUCGUGGAGACCAUGGAGGAAGGAGGAGAAGGAGAAGGAGAGGAAGAGGAAGAGGAAGAGGAAGAGUGAAACAAAGCUGGGGAGAAAUAGUUUUAAGUCAGAUUUCAUAGACUAUUUUUCUAAAUCUUCCCCCCCCAAAAAAAAAAAUUCAAGGUAGUAAAAGCAACUAGUGUAAUAGAUAACCAAGUUAGGCCAUUUGAAGAUUGAUUCUUCAGCCACAGCAACUGAUACCUAGUAGUGUUAUUGAUGGGCAUUAAUUUGAGUUAGAUGGCACCUUAUGAUACUAUUGCAACUUGAUUUCAUUUUGGAAAAUCACCAGUAACUUGCCUGACCAUUCUAUUUUAGAGAGAAAGUAACCAAUGAAAUAUUGGCCUGGGAAGAACCAUUUAUCCCCCCAACUGAAAGCACUCAUGAAAUAAAUAAGACCCUGUGGCCACAGCUUAGCACAUUGUGUUACUAGAUGUGGGGGCUCUCUCCCAGUUCCUGCCCCAGAGGACUGGCAUUCUCCAGUGACGCAGCACUGUGUUCUCAAAGCAGAUGAGCCAUUUUAAUUUACAAGGCACAUUUUACUCCAAAGUAUACUGCAGACAGUCAGAUUUUCCACUUCUCUCCCCUGCCCAUUCUCCACCCGAGCUUGCCAGAGAUUAAACACUAAGGCUACUUAGAUUCUGAAGACAGGGCUCUCUGCUCCUGGAUAACUGCCUUCCCUAGGGAAACAGAAUCUCCUUUCUUCCUACAUUAGCAGGAAAUCUAAAUGUAGAUGGCUAGCAGCUUCAGGCAUUCUCCUAAGAACCUGUGGGCUUGGGGGUUGGGAAGGAGUCCUUGCAACUGUGCUUUUCUUCAGAAACCAGAAUUCACAUUUGUGCUGUUACAGAAAAGCAGCUUUCUAAAUGUGGUACAGAUCUCUAUCAGAAUGUAUGAAAAAAAGUUUGCUGGAAAGUUGGUCUUAGUUAUUUAUUGGCCUGGGUGAAACAGAUUUGAGGGCGAAGAGCUGUAGGACUCCACAUACUUUGACAUCUCCUUCAGAUAGUCUGAGUUCCAAACACCUUUGUCCUAAACAGUUCAGAGAAUUCUCUCUACCUUAGGGGCUCCACAAUGUGUUAUUUUUCGGAAUGUACAUCAAUCAUGUCUUACCCCCAACCUUGAAAUAUACUUUCAAACCUGAUAGUGCACUCAGACUUGCAUCUUUAGGAAUUAUUUUUAGCUUUCUUUCACUACAUUGGCACUUAUAUUUUUCUCUACAAAACUUGUCAAAGGGCAUAAACAAAGACCAUAAACUGAUAUGCCUAAUACGUUUUCUUUGUGUGUAUGUGUGUGUACAUGUGGAGAAUUCCAAAUACUUUUUUCUUUUCCACUGUUUGUAAAGUGCAUCAAUUUAACUAUUCAAGGAACUCUUUAAUAGUUCCUUAAGAACCAAUUUUAAGUUACUCCAGUGCAAUGCUACACUGUAUCAACAUUAGAAAUUUGGCAUUCCUUAGUCUUGUAUUCUUUUCCAUUCUAUUUUUAUCUGCUUUUUUGCUGCUACUUUCAAAUUGCCAGUAUUUUCCUUUUUGCUUUUAAACAGGUACAUUAUUUUUCAUAAUAGCCACAGUAUUGCCACAGUUUACUAUGAUAAAGGAUUUUUGAUUUAGAGCAUUGAAAUCUUUUCUUCAUCACUUUUGUGUUUAGAUAUAACCUUUGUGUGUGUGCAUGUAUGUGUGUGUAUGUCUGUGUGCAUGUGUAGUGUGUGUUUGUUUACAGGCUUUUAAUGCCUUCUUAAAAUUGUGUUAAUGUUCUCAUUUUAUUAUGUCAUCAGAAUGGUAGAUGAGAACAGUGCAACUAUAGUUAGCUCACAGUUUUUAAAUAAAGGAUACCACAGUGCA